Fusarium pseudograminearum CS3096 is the source of this 1386-nucleotide messenger RNA. RefSeq lists its product as uncharacterized. Gene Ontology annotation, molecular function: amino acid transmembrane transporter activity. The coding region runs from base 1 to 1386 and encodes 461 amino acids. Gene Ontology annotation, cellular component: vacuolar membrane. Gene Ontology annotation, biological process: amino acid transmembrane transport. The record is from RefSeq and is a predicted model, not a curated record. The transcript has 2 exons. NCBI's taxonomy places the organism in Eukaryota, Fungi, Ascomycota, Sordariomycetes, Hypocreales, Nectriaceae.
AUGCCUCCCUCUCCCAAGGCCAAGUCCUCCAAACCCGUCAACAUGAUGGACGAUCGCCACGACCCAGAGACCGCCGACGAUGUCGAGGUCUCUCAGCAGAAGCAGCUCGCUGCCCAGGGCAAUGCGCACUUCCACCGUCUGGGCUGGAAGCGUCUCGCCAUUGUCACCAUCGUUGAGGCUAUCGCCCUCGGUGCUCUCAGUCUGCCUUCAGCCUACCACACGCUGGGCAUGUUCCCCGGUGUCUUCCUCACCAUCACCCUCGGUCUCAUCUCCAUCUUCACCAGCUACAUCGUCGGUCAGGUCAAGCUCAAGUUCCCUCACAUUUCGCAUUACGCCGAUGCCGGACGCCUUUUGCUCGGUCGCUUUGGCUACGAGCUUUUCGGUGCUGCCCUCGUUCUCGAGCUUGUCAUGGUCGUCGGUUCGCACGCUUUGACCGGUAGCAUUGCGCUGAUCGACAUUAACGGUGGAAAAGUCUGCUCCAUCGUCUUCUCCGCUGUUUCUGCCAUCAUUCUGCUGAUCCUCGCCAUCCCCCCAUCUUUCACCGAAGUCGCUAUUCUUGGUUACAUCGAUUUCGUCUCUAUUCUCGCUGCCAUUGGAAUUACCGUUAUCGCCACCGGUAUCCAGGCCAGCGACUCAACUGGUGGACUUUCUGGUGUUGAGUGGUCUGCUUGGCCCAAGGAAGAUCUCAGCUUCGCCGAGGCUUUCGUUGCCGUCAGCAACAUCAUUUUCGCCUUCAGUUUCGCGAUUGGUCAAUUCUCCUUCAUGGACGAGAUGCACACCCCAACUGAUUACAUGAAGUCCAUCUACGCCUCAUGCUUUAUUCAGAUCUCCAUCUACACCCUGACCGGAGCCCUUUGCUACGCUUUCAUCGGACCUGCUGUUCAGUCGCCUGCUCUGUUGUCCGCUGGGCCACUUAUUUCCAAGAUCGCUUUCGGAGUCGCCUUGCCUGUUAUCUUCAUCUCCGGUUCGAUCAAUUCGACCGUUGCACUCCGAUAUCUUCAUGGCCGUAUGUUCAAGGACUCGAUUCUUCGAUACGUCAACACCCCUAUGGGUUGGGUCAGUUGGAUCACUCUCGUCACCAUCUUCACUAUUGUCGCCUGGGUCAUUGCUGAGGCCAUUCCCAUCUUCUCCGACUUGCUCUCUCUUGCUUCCGCUCUCUUCGUAUCUGGUUUCUCUUUCUGGAUCCCUGGUGUCAUGUGGUUCGCUUUGCUCUGCGAGGGCAAGUGGUUCGAGAAGAAGAACCUGUACAUGAGCUUGGGGUCCAUUCUUGCCUUCAUCAUCGGUAUUGUUACCCUUGGUGCCGGUACUUAUGCUACCAUCAAGGAUAUUAUUGAUAUUACUAGCACCGGCUCUGCCCAUGCCCCCUUUACUUGCCGAUCAAGUUAG